UCGCUGAGAAACAUCCACACUUUCAUCUUCCUGCUUCAUUCCAGCCCCGAUGACGGAGAAAAGUACUGGAAAUUCUACGUGAAACCAUGGACACGAUUCGGGCCGUACCUCAUCGGCCUCGUUCUUGGAUAUAUCUUCCAUCGAAUCAAGGGGAAAAAUAUCAAACUUUCCAAGGUUGUGGUGCUCGCUGGCUGGUGCGCAGCGAUCGCGACCAACAUGGCAGUCAUUUACGGUCUGGAAUACUAUAUGAAACCGUUGUCACCGGCGAUGCCGAGAGCGGCUCAGGUCAUCUACGCCGCUGUGCAUAGGGUCGCCUGGUCCAUCGGGUUGGCGUGGGUCGUUUUCGCCUGCCACAUAGGGGCUGGAGGUCCAGUGAAUACUCUGCUUAGCUGGAAAGCUUUCGUUCCUCUGGGUCGACUCACCUACAGCGCAUACCUAGUCCACGUUCUGGUUGCGGGCUGGUACCAGUUCGGGAUAGAUUCUUCCGUAUAUGUCGACCAUGAGACUCAGGUUCGGGAAGGAUUUCGUACAAUUCAAGUUCCCGGCGUCAGUGUUUCAUUCAAGAUGCAUUUUCAGGUGAUUGUAUUCUUGUCCACACUGAUCCUGACUCACUUCGUGGCCGUCAUCUUCUCAUUGACCUUCGAGAUACCUGUUCUGGGACUCGAGAAGAUCUUUUGUGGACUCAUAUUUGGAGAGGGAAGCAAGCCAGGCCAUAAUAACUUCCCGGUAGCUAUUAAACCCCACAGUAUGAUGGAAGGUGAAAAAGGAAAAGAUUUUUCAAAGGGAAAGCUAGAAGUACUCGACCUCAAUCUUGCUUCUCCAGAGACUGGCAUUCUGAAAGGAGACAUAGUAGUGCACGACGUCUCUUGGGAAAAGCCAAAGUACAGCGGCUUGGAGAACCCUGCAUUCAUCCCCGACACGAAACAGAAACUCGGCCACGACGAAUCAUUGGACGGUCAAAGUCAGCACAAAUCUCUCUCAUCCUUCUCUCACUCCACCCCAAGAGACUCCUCAGAGGAAACCCUAACCCUGCAUUCAUCCCCGACACGAAACAGAAACUCGGCCACGACGAAUCAUUGGACGGUCAAAGUCAGCACAAAUCUCUCUCAUCCUUCUCUCACUCCACCCCAAGAGACUCCUCAGAGGAAACCCGAAAGGCAACCGGAGAAUCAACUUCCGAAGGAGAGCAUUCAGACCAAGGAAACAAGUCAUCCUCUCCUCACUCCAGCCCCAGAGGAUCCUCAGACGAGACCAUGGAAGUCAAUGGCCAACGAACCUCGCAGUCCUCACAGGAUGAAGACGAAAUCAAGAAAGUGCCGGCAACAACUGACAAGUUCUGAUGAAAUGCUGACA
Messenger RNA from Darwinula stevensoni, 1353 nucleotides. The record is from the annotation of a GenBank genome assembly. NCBI's taxonomy places the organism in Eukaryota, Metazoa, Arthropoda, Ostracoda, Podocopida, Darwinulidae.